Lolium rigidum is the source of this 2873-nucleotide messenger RNA. RefSeq lists its product as uncharacterized. The record is from RefSeq and is a predicted model, not a curated record. Gene Ontology annotation, biological process: meristem maintenance; meristem development. The transcript has 6 exons. Bases 207 to 2873 code for a protein of 888 amino acids. NCBI's taxonomy places the organism in Eukaryota, Viridiplantae, Streptophyta, Magnoliopsida, Poales, Poaceae.
CUUCUCAAUGAAUGAUCGCCGGCCUCCAUCCCGAUUCCCCUCGUGACAUUAGGGUUUUUGGGGUUUUGGUCCUGUUCCCCAUCUUUCCCCUCCCUGAAGCUGCACAACUCUGGGUUGGGUUGUGAAGCGAGCGAGGGGUAAAAAUUGGUCCGGAUGUUCAGUCCAGAAGGGGAACCGUAAUGCCCAGACGCGUUUCUCUGGACUAAAUGGAAUCCCCGGAGGCAGUACCAACAGGCAAAAGUUGCAAUCAGCAUAGUCGUGAACUAUUAGUGUGUCAGACGACAGAGGAGCUCAAGACAUGGAAGCUGAACGAACAACAGCAACAAAUAGUCGAUGCCACUGGGCUCGGCAAUCUGAUACACACGGCAGAUCUGAUCAUCGACUGCGCUGUGCAGCCUGUGCUCAGGGCAUUCUGCGAGCUGUGGAGCAAAGAAACAAACACAGCAAGGUUCCAUGACUUUGAAAUGGCGCCAUCACUCAGGGACACAGCCUACAUACUGGGGAUUCCAGUGGUAGGCCAUGCAGUGACCACCGGUGCUGUGCUCAACAUUUCAUCAGAACAGCUUUUCUUGCAAUACUUGGGUCAAGCUCCUGAUUGCAGCCACUACAAGGGUAGUCGUGUGAAGCUCUCUUGGUUACACUCCAAGUUUAGCCAGCUCUCAGAGCAUCCCACUGAUGAAGAAAUUGUGUACGGCACAAGAGCAUAUCUACUGUACUUGAUUGGAGCAACUCUGUUUCCGGAGAAAGAAAGGGGCUAUGUCUCCCCAAAGUACCUACCGCUCUUGUCGGACUUCGAUAAGGUACGAGAGUAUGCUUGGGGCGCUGCUGCUCUUGCUCAUCUUUAUAGGGCUCUCUCUACAGUGAUGUCUACUGCCAUAAAAAGACUAACCGGCAGCGCGGCUCUGCUCAUGGGAUGGAUAUAUGAAUAUAUUCCAGAAAUGCGCCCUGAUACGGAUGAUGCUCCAGCACACGUCUUCCCACGAGUGUGCAGGUGGAGAAAGCGUGCAAUCUCCCAACCGGCAAACGAAGUUUUAGAUAUCAGAAAAGCUUUCAGUCAUCUUCGAGUAUCGGAUGUCAACUGGGAACCUUAUAAGCACAUGGAUCCUGCAUCCAUUCCCAACAUCUGUGUUGCACCUGAUAUCGUCUGCUGCUCCAGAACGUGGCUGAUCAGUUUUAACGUGAGGGAAGUACAUGUCCCAGAUCGAUUUGCUCAUCAGUUUGGUCAAGAACAGCAUCAGCUCAAUGAUGUUCUUGGGCACCAACGACGUCAGUGGAAAGCAUCAGUGGAUUGGAGCCUCGAAUAUGCAUCGGAGAUCAAACUUUUCGAGCAAUUGGUCAGUGCUACUCGCCAUGAUCAUACAACAGUUCCUGCCACCUGUAAUACUACCAAACGUGUUUUCACCUCAGCUAACACGGCACAGGAAUUUCAUGAUCUCAAUCUGCGGACAGUGGUGGAGAGCAUAAAGGAGGAGUUCGGAACCAUAAUGCGAUUUCUGGAGCCACAGUCAUUUCGCAGCGAGGUAGCAACAUCGUUUGCUCGGAUCCGUGAACUACUCGAGGCUGCUCACUUGAAGGAACGCAAUGUCGAUUCUCGAGGUGGUGGGACCUCAGAGCCUGUGUUGACUACACCACACCCUCCUGUCAUACCAGCCUGCGAACAAGCAGCCACUGGCACAACAGAUGACCAAACGACGGUGGCCCAGGCUGUGGAGCCUGUGCCUGAUGAAGGGAUGCAGAACGACAGUGAUCAACCUGCGCCACAAUGCCGUGACACGCCGAGGGAGCAGGAUGUGGCGGACGUGUCUGGCACGCUUGGGGAAGAGGGGGCAGUUGAAUGGAGAGAGAGCAGCGAGGAGGAGGACAAUGCUCGGAUCCGUGACCUACGCGAGGCUUCUUCUUUGAGAAUGGACCCUGGGAGGCGCAUCAAUAUUUAUAGAAGAGCCAAGAAAGGCAACGUUGCAACGUCACGGCAACAAGGGGUGCACGCUUCCCAAACAAAAGCCUACUCUCCCGGCAUCCACCACUCAGGCGUUGGCUCCCGGAAGCCGAACGCCUCUCCUCUCAGUCACGCCCGUCUCCCAUUCUCGGCUUCUCACUUGACUGAAGGCAAUGUCGCCAUCGAUUCUCGAGGUGAGGUGAGCUCACGACCUGAGUUGACUGCACCACACCCUCCUGUCAUACCGGUGGGCAAACAAGGGGCCGCUGGCACAAUGGGUAGCCCAGCGACGGCCCAAGCUCGGGAGCCUGUGCCUGAUGAAGGGAUGCAGAACGGCAGCGAUCAACCUGCGUCGGAAUGCUGUGACACGCCGAGGGAGCAGGCGGUGGGGGACAUCUCUGGCACGCCUGGGGAAGAGGAGGCAGUCGAAUGGAGGCUGAGCAAGUGCAGAGAGGGGGAGGAUGGUCGGAACCUUGAGCUACUCAAGGCCUCUCACUUGAAGGAAGGCAAUGUGGCCGUUGAUGCUCAAGGUGGGGGGACCUCACGACGUGAGUUGACUGCACCACACCCUCCUGUCAUACCAGUGUGCGAACAAGCAGCCACCGACACAACAGGUAGCCCAGCGAGGGAGCAUAUGUCUGAUGAACCGAUGCAGACCGGCAGCGAUCAUCCUACGCCGGCAAGUUGUGACACGCCGAGGGAGGAGGAGGUGGGGGAUGCUUCUGGCACGCCUGGGGAAGAGGAGGCACCGGAAGAGAACGAGAGCAGCGAGGAGGAUGUGGACGAGAGAGGGGACAAGGGGCGGAAGCGAACGCGACAGUAUGCGGAGAGACGAGGCGGCGGGCUCCGAAGGAGCAACCGACGCUGCGUGCAGGUCAAGAGGUUCAAGCACAAAGGUGGUAAAGGGUCCGUGGCCUCUGACCCCAUCGUGCUGUGA